Girardinichthys multiradiatus is the source of this 5305-nucleotide messenger RNA. RefSeq names its product protein tyrosine phosphatase non-receptor type 11a (gene ptpn11a). The transcript has 16 exons. NCBI's taxonomy places the organism in Eukaryota, Metazoa, Chordata, Actinopteri, Cyprinodontiformes, Goodeidae. Gene Ontology annotation, molecular function: protein tyrosine phosphatase activity. Bases 303 to 2096 code for a protein of 597 amino acids. The record is from RefSeq and is a predicted model, not a curated record. Gene Ontology annotation, biological process: protein dephosphorylation.
GCAGACGGGCGCUCCCGGUAAUAAAAUCCAUGCCGCCUCGGUGGUGUCGCAUUUUUGGUGACGUUUAACAGUCGACUGGCUGUGAAGUCUUCAGGGCCGAGGCCUACAGACUUUUUGCAGCGGACGCUGCUGUUAUUUUUCCGUGGAUGUCUAAGUAGUUUUCAGUGCCCGUUCUGAUCGGGUGUUGACCGAUGAAGCACUUUAUUGACUAGCUGAGGCGGAGACGGUCGCAAACGUUCGCCAGCUUGUUGACGCUACCCCUUAGUGCCAGCGAGGAAGUGAGGAACGGAAAAAAAAAAAAAAUGACAUCUCGGAGGUGGUUUCACCCCAACAUUUCAGGCGUGGAGGCUGAAAACCUCCUGCUGACUCGAGGAGUGGAUGGGAGCUUUUUAGCCAGACCCAGCAAAAGUAAUCCUGGAGACUUCACCCUCUCAGUACGGCGAAAUGGAGCCGUCACCCACAUUAAGAUCCAGAACACAGGUGAUUACUACGACCUGUACGGUGGGGAGAAGUUUGCCACCCUUGCUGAGCUGGUGCAAUAUUACAUGGAGCAUCAUGGGCAACUGAAAGAGAAAAAUGGAGAUGUUAUUGAGCUCAAGUAUCCACUUAACUGUGCGGAUCCUACAUCAGAGAGGUGGUUCCACGGACACCUGUCAGGCCGAGAUGCAGAGAAGCUGCUGACGGAGAAAGGCAAGAACGGUAGCUUCCUAGUGAGAGAGAGCCAGAGCCACCCUGGGGAUUUUGUUCUGUCGGUUCGCACCGGAGACGACAAGACGGACACCAACGAUGGCAAACCCAAAGUCACUCAUGUCAUGAUCCGCUGCCAGAGUGAUCUGAAGUACGACGUGGGUGGAGGGGAGAAGUUUGACUCUCUCACAGACUUGGUGGAGCACUACAAGAAAAACCCCAUGGUGGAAACUCUUGGCACUGUCCUUCAGCUUAAACAGCCCCUGAACACUACUCGUAUUAAUGCAGCAGAGAUUGAAAGUCGAGUUCGGGAGCUGAGUAAACUAGCGGAGGCCACUGACAAGGUCAAACAAGGCUUCUGGGAAGAAUUUGAGACUUUGCAGCAACAAGAGUGCAAACUGCUCUACAGUCGCAAAGAGGGUCAACGACCAGAAAACAAGAACAAGAACAGAUACAAGAACAUUUUGCCUUUCGACCACACACGUGUAGUGCUGGAUGAUGGAGACCCAGGCGAGGCAGGCUCCGACUACAUCAACGCCAACAUUAUCAUGGUGCCAGAGGCAGACACAAAGUGUAACAACGCCAAGCCGAAGAAGAGCUACAUCGCCACUCAGGGCUGUUUGCAGAACACCAUCAGUGACUUCUGGCGGAUGGUUUUUCAGGAGAACUCUCGAGUCAUUGUUAUGACCACCAAAGAGGUGGAAAGAGGGAAGAGUAAGUGUGUGAAGUACUGGCCUGAGAUGUCAGCUCUGAAGGAGUACGGGGCCAUGCGAGUUCGCAAUGUCAGGGAGGCGAAUGCUCACGACUACAUCCUCAGAGAACUGAAGCUGUCCAAAGUUGGUCAGGGUAACACGGAACGGACAGUGUGGCAGUACCACUUCAGAACCUGGCCGGACCACGGCGUUCCCACUGACCCGGGCGGUGUGCUGGACUUCUUGGAGGAAGUCAACCUGAAACAGGAGAGCAUUUUGGAUGCUGGGCCCAUAACAGUACACUGCAGUGCAGGGAUCGGACGGACAGGGACAUUUAUAGUGAUCGACAUCCUGAUAGAUGUGAUCCGAGAAAAAGGGGUCGACUGUGACAUCGAUGUGCCAAAGACCAUUCAGAUGGUUCGUUCACAGCGCUCUGGGAUGGUGCAGACGGAGGCGCAGUACAGAUUCAUCUACAUGGCUGUGCAGCACUACAUAGAAACACUGCAGAGACGCAUAGAGGAGGAGCAGAAAAGUAAGAUUAAAGGACGCGAAUACACCAACAUUAAAUACUCUUUAUCCGACCUGUCUGGUGGAGAGCAGAGCCCUUUACCUCUCUGCUCACCUAUUCCCACUCCCGUCUGCACAGAGAUGAGGGAUGACAGCUCCAGAGUUUAUGAGAACGUGAACCUGAUGCAACAGCAGAAGACCUUUAGAUGAGAUUCGCCUUUAAUUCCAGGACUCUUUAUCAGUUCCAGGAUCCUGAUACCUGACAGUUUUUCGCCAGCUACACCAUGACGCCUGAGACUUGACCAUGUGGAACCAUGGGUAGGGUGGGGUUUGGGUGGGGGGAGGACAGGGGACACACACAACAGAAACCAGACUAAAACCAGAGGAAGACCAGACAGCGGGCUCAUAAUCUCGUUGCGCUUUCUACUCGACCAUUUUCCCUCAAGUUGAAUUCUUAACCACUGUGAUCAUCAGAGGAGCCUUUGAGAAGCCAAACACGUCACCUGCUAAACUACAGCUCAAGUUCAGCCUUGGGGAUACCACCCAACAAGGGCUGCUGACGGAGCGCACUCUUCUCAGAGGGAAAACUACCCAGCUAACCUUUGCUCAUCUUCUGUAUUUUUAUGUUUUUUUUUCUUUAUUAACCAAAGUAAGGUAGAGUGUUUUAGAAAAAUGUCAGGAGUUCCUUGGAAAAGGCCUGUGCCAAAUCCACAAGUAAUUUGGUUAUUUUCUUCUACAUUAUGUGAACAGUUAACAAUUUCUUUAACCGGUUGGCCUUUAAUACAGGAAGAGAUGAUGGUUUCUAGAUUAUAGGGCAAAAUUACCAUUCAUUAAUGUUUGUAAUUAAAAAAUUAUACCAUAUUAAUUUAGAUCUAUAACCCUGUGACUUCUAAAAUGAGGGUUUUGUUUUUUGGGGUGUUGAACCACCUGAAAUGCACUCAAAUCGAACCUUUUUUGAGUGUAAGUAGUUUUUUCUGUCUUCUAGUUUACAUAGGCUUAAUAUGCUUUCAGUGGAAUUCAGUCUGUUUAUUAACCAUUCCUUAGCUGAAGCCGAAUAUCCUUAACGCUGCAAUUUUCUUUAGCAGCAGCGCAGUUUCAGUCUUGAAUUAGCUUUUGUAAAUGAUCUAAUCUGGGGUUUAGGGAGGAGUCACCACGGCGGCCUGUAUUUCUGUCACUUAGUAUGUUGACAUACUAAGAUUUCAGGGGAAUCUGUUGUGUAUCUCACCUGCAGAAAUUGUCACAGGUUCACGGCUGCCAUUUUUUUUUUAUAUUACUUUUUUUUUUAAGUCCAUUUCUUUUUCUUUUCUAAGACAAAUGCCUGUUGUGUACCAUUGCCUUUUUAUGAUCACCACAUGUACUUAGGUUUGAGAGUCACUGUUUAACAAUACAAUCACACAUCUCUCAGUUUCUAAAACAUAUAUUAGUCCUUUAUGGUUGUAGUCUGAUGAAGUAGAUGGUUUAUGCACACAUAUGUGUAGCACCACGAUACAACUUUAUAUGGGAGUCAUUUUAGCUACUAGUGUUUAAAGAAAUGUUUGACAUUUUGUUAAAAAGAACUAAUUUACUUUAUUAAGGCUUGCAUCAUUUAGUAAUUUGCAUAUUUUUUAUUUUGUCAUCUCCUCAAAAUGUAUUCCUAAACUGCUGAAUCGAGAAUUUCGUGUCACUAUAUGAUCCUGGAUUUUCCCACCAACAUAUAUUGACACACAUGAAUCAUAAGAAACAUGGCACUUUUCCACAACCCUGGUGUUUCACAGGACAGUAUCCUGAGCCCACUCUACUACUUAUUUAAAUGUGUAUCCUGACAGUUGGAAAACCAUAAUAAAAUCUGCACCCCGACCCCCCAACAUAGAGGGACGUCCUACAACGAGCAGGUGAGACAAUAACGUGUCUCAACAUGAGCAAAGCUGAUAGCAUGGAGUUCCAACCAACAGGAUGCAAUACAUCCUCCGCUCUUUAUUGGUAGUGAGGCUGUUUAGAGGGUCAGCAGUUGCAGAAAUCCCAUUGUUCUCCCUUAUGUCUUCUACAGUUUGCACCAGCCCUGGUGGAAACUGUGAUACCACACCCUUUAAAAUGCCACCCCAGCAGCAGCUGAUUAGCUUGUGACCCCAAAAUCAGUAUGAGCACAUUUGGAGUAAUAUUGAACUAAAUUGAAUCUACAAGACACAUUUGUAAGCUUUGCAUCACUUUCUGCACCAACAGUUUCAACUUGUAUAUUAUUAAUAUAUAUUGUACUUCAUCCGGUAUUUGUACUAACAUUCAGCCAACAGUUACAAACUGACUGAAUGAGAUAUGUAGCGCUGUGGUGCAAACAAGGCUAAAAACAAGAAGUGGUUUCAUGAGGAAGUUAAGUGCAGGAUUUAUUUUUGGGCUAGUUUCACAUGACAAGUUAACGGUUAAUAAGGCUAAUCCGCAUCUUUGUAUGUAGAUAUAUAAAAAUGUUUUUGUUAUUUCUAUUUUUUUUAAAGCGUCAUGCAUUUGGAGUUUUUUCUUUUUUUUUCAAAAUGUCAAACUCUUUACAAUCAGCUGCAAUAUGCUGUGCAGUCACUAACUCCCUCUCUCAGACAUGUGACUUAGCGUUGCUGCACUUGCUUUCCAUCUUUCCGCUUUGAGAAACUGCAUUGUGGUGGUUGUACUUAAUGUAACAUUGCUGACUCGAACUCCCCUGUGAGGGGGGAGGGGGGGCAGUUGCUCUACUCUUUGCCUUUGAGACACUUUUUACAACCACUGAACCAGGGCUGAACAACUUUUCUUUAACUAGGAACCAUGAAGUCCUCACUGCAAAGGCCUCUUUUGCUUCAAAGUGUUCUUUGAAUAUUCUCCUGAUUAAACUCCAUCCUCUGAUAGAGAUGCUCUGUGAUGUGGUGUACUGUAAGCAGUUUUAUUGUUGAGAGGAUGACUCUGUUCUUGUCUUGUCUAGAGCGCUUGUUUUUUUUUUUUUUUGUCUUGCGUGGUGUGUGCUUGUGUUCUCAGAUGCUUUCCUCAUUUACUUCCCAGAUAAUUGCUUUUCUCCAUGAAUCACGGAAGCAAUUUUAACGCAUAGAGGUGCCUUCUAUGCAUAUGUGUAUGAAAUGGCUGUCGAAGCAAACAACUGUGCUCUUCUAGCUCCAGCGCCAUCUAAGAACCUGUAACAACUAAAUGUGAAUUCCUUCAUCAUGAACAUCCUGAACAAAAGAAUCCUGAAGCAAACAAACUAUAUUUUUUAACAUGUAUAUUGUAAAUGAACACCAAGUAGAAGAGAAUGUACUUACUAAAACAUAUCUACUUGCCAAUAAAAAUAUACUAUAUGUAUAUUCCUGCAGCUUCUCUUUCUGUGACACAGGGAGGAACCUCUCACAGAACUUAAGAGGUGUAUUGUAUGACUUUCAGUUCAGUUAACUUCCUCCAUAAUAAAUGGCUAGCUCAUGGCUUGUUAUCGCACA